Symbiodinium natans is the source of this 2286-nucleotide messenger RNA. The record is from the annotation of a GenBank genome assembly. Lineage: Eukaryota; Dinophyceae; Suessiales; Symbiodiniaceae.
AUGGAAGAGAAGGAAGACAGGCUAGAGAUGACGUACCUGAUCCCCAAAGAGCUGAAAGCCCCCAGAGCGGACACUGUGGAGCUGCAGAAAAUCCGAAGCACUUCGGAGCUCACGGACGACAUGGACGUGAAGUUCUUCCAACACCUGUUUUCCACGGGCACAGGCGGAUGGCAGAAUGGAUAUGGAAGCUUCUCCCAAUACGCUCGCAAGCUCUCGGGCAACAUCAACGUGAGGAGAAUCCCGGGCGACUCGGCUGCACAUCCCAGCUGGAAAGCUUAUCGUCAACCAAUUAAGGAGAAUCCCCCGGGCGCCUCGCCUGCAAAUCUGGAAAGCUUCUCGCCACCAUUAGAGAAUCCCGGCGACGCGGCUGUCAAUCCCAGCUGGAAAUCGUUAUCGAGAAUCCCGGGCGACUCGGCUGCAAAGCUGAAAAGAUUAUCGCCAACCAAUUACGGAGCGAAUCCGGGCGACUCGGUUGGCACAGCUGAAAGCCUUAUCGCCAACCAAUUAAGGAGAAUCCCGGGCGACUCGGCUGCAAAGCUCAGCUGGAAAGCUUAUCGCCAACCAAUGAAGAGAAUCCCAGGUGCUUAUGCUCAACCAGAAUGGGGUGCAGCCGAGUCGCUUCAGUCAACACAAAGUCCUGCCCUUCAGAACGUCACGGUCGGCGACGUCAUCUCAGCCAUGGGAUCUGAAGCCCAUAGUCACGAAGCACUGUCGCGGCAGACGCAUCUGGCAAUCCUGAUCAACGGACGAUGGCAGCCAGAAGAGCAGCCAGUCGACUGGUGCGACAGCAUGCUCGAAGACACGUGCGAGGACUUGGAGAGCAGAGACCACUCGAUUCGCGACUCCGAACAGGCGGACUUCGAGGACGGGUUCGACGACUGGGACUGGGUCGACAGUGAGAUGCAGCGCGAAGCCGAGGAAGAUGCGCGUGAGAGAGUACAGUGGAGCAAAGAAAUGGAAAUCCAGAAUGAAUACCGCCAGCGUCUCGCCAACAUGACGGUGAAGUACCUGAACAUGCAAGGUAGCGAAACCCACACCUCGAAGCCUUAUCCACUCUGCCAUGUCGAACCGUGCGAGUCUUUCCGGGAAGCCUGGCUGCACACUUUGCACGAAGGAAACAGCCCAGAUCGCCGUCUCUCCCUGCGCCAACUACGUCUCAGACGACAAGAAAUUAAGAAGCCUAUCCCGGCGGAAACGCUGCAAUAUCGCAGCGCCAGGGAAGUCUUGCUUCACGAUUUGGACAGCGGUCCUGCAGGACCCAUCCCCCUCGACACCACGAAGCUGGUCUUGGGCGGGGGCGUGAUCACAGACACCUGGAGCUGGCGUGAACUGUUGGGUCACAGCUUGAGCAACGACGUCGUGCACGUGCAAGUUGUCUACAUCUCAGAGAAAGCCACAGGUGCAAAAUCUGAGGAUUCAGGAUUCGUUGCCAUGGCCCCUUGUCAUCGGUGCGGCUUCGGGACAAGGAGCGGCAGAGGACAGGGAUGGUGCAGCAAUCCGCAGUGCCGCCAAGCCGAAAAAGAGGAGUGCCUGGCCCAGAAGAGCGCAGAGAAAAUUGUUUGGCAGCAACAACGGGCAGCGCAGGGAGCGGGCAGUCGUGGACCCUUGCGCGAAGAGAACAGCAGAAAGGCAGAGCGCCGACAGCUGCAUGAGGCAAGGGCGCGGGCAAAGGCAGAGGAGGAAGCAGGCGGCCGUGGACCUUUGCGUGAAGAAGACAGCAAAGAAGCAGAGCGCCGACAGCUGCGUGAGGCAAGGGCGCGGGCAAAGUCAGAGGAGGAAGCGGGCGGCCGUGGACCUUUGCGGGAAGAAGACAGCAAAGAAGCAGAGCGCCGACAGCUGCAUGAGGCAAGGGCGCGGGCAAAGGCAGAGGAGGAAGCGGGCGGCCGUGGACCUUUGCGGGAAGAAGACGGCAAAGGGGAAGAGCGCCGACAGCUGCGUGAGGCAAGGGCACGGGCAAAGGCAGAGGAGGAAGCGGGCGGCCGUGGACCUUUGCGGGAAGAAGACAGCAAAGAAGCAGAGCGCCGACAGCUGCGUGAGGCAAGGGCGCGGGCAAAGGCAGAGGAGGAAGCGGGCGGCCGUGGACCUUUGCGGGAAGAAGACGGCAAAAGGGAAGAGCGCCGACAGCUGCGUGAGGCAAGGGCGCGGGCAAAGUCAGAGGAGGAAGCGGGCGGCCGUGGACCUUUGCGGGAAGAAGACAGCAAAGAAGCAGAGCGCCGACAGCUGCGUGAGGCAAGGGAGCGGGCAAAGGCAGAGGAGGGAGUGGGCGGCCGAGGGCCCAGGCCUUGA